UUCUUGGUUUAGUUCUUAGAUCUUUUCGAACUUUGUUUAGUCGUAGAUAAGAACCUUAUUAAAACAUCAAAGGAAACGAAAAAAAGUUGAAUGACGUAGGUGCAUCGACGUCCAAUCGUAGCGCAGGAUGCGAGAUUCUCUCGUCCAAUCCCAUCACAGAACUCUGUACCCCGUAUCUUAGCAACGGUGCGCCUCGGUCACAAAGUGUAGUUUCGUGUCGAAUAAAACGUUUUGAUAACGUUUUGAAUUAUAAACUUGCACCUAAUUUUGUGCACCUACAGGGAGGAUUUUUAAGUCAAUACCUUUCUCUUAUUUAGUAAAUGGUAUUUAGUGACCUAACAAACACUUGCUCGGAUGUUUCUUUACUUGUAGUUAGUUAGCACUUUAACACUAAGAGACAUGGCAGAAGUGGACAGAGAGGAGACUGAACUCAUCAGGGAUAAUGAUGAAGGACAGCAGGUGGAGGAGGAGGGGAAAAAACCCAGGGAGAGGAAAGAAGAAGAAGAAGAAGAAGAAGAAGAAGAAGAAGAAGAGGAAGAGGAAAAAGAGGAAGAGGAAGAAGAAGAAAAAGAAGAGGAAGAGGAGGAGGAAGAAGAGGAAGGAGGAUCUGGACCGUCCAGUCAUGUGCACACAGCUACCUCACUGCCCCUCAGCCCUGAACAGGAGAAGCGCCUAAUAACUCAUCCUCUGACUCUGAAUUGGGCUUUCGGGAUAAACAAGACUCUCCCUGUCUUCAGCCUCUUGGAUCAAGACAGACUUGCCAUCCUGUUUGCUUGUUCACAUGUAGCUGUCAUAUAUGACCACACGUCUAAUUCACAACAUCUGUUACAAGGUCACUCCAACCCCAUUUCUUGCCUGUGCGUCAGCGAGGACAGACGCUGGAUUGUGAGCGCUGACAAGGGUCACGAUAGCCUUGUGAUCAUAUGGGACUCAUACACAGGGAUCCCUGUUCACACCAUGUUUGAUUGCCAUCCUGAGGGCGGUGUCGCUGCUGUGGCAUUGUCUAAGGAUUCAAAAUACCUGGUGACUGUUGGAGCCGGUACAGUGCAGAGGGUUUGUAUCUGGGAUUGGACUAAUGAGAAUGAAGUUCCAGUGUGCAAGGUUGACAUCAGCCCAGAGCUCGGUUGCCAGAAACACAUCAUAUUCAACCCUACUGACAGCUGUCAGCUACUCAGUAACAGUACAAGUCAUGUCCUCUUUUACACCUGGGAUAAAGAAACUAUGCGAUAUGAAGCCCCUGAAAUCUCCAAGACAUUCAUGGGGGAAGUGGGUUGCUUAAGUCAGACUGUUUUCCAUGUUGGAGGCAUGCAGGCUUUAACAGCUACACUGACAGGGAAUAUGUUGGUGUUGGAUGUGCUGAGGUCAGGUACAGGCCAUCGGCAUGCAAUAAAACCCACCAAAUUAAUUUCACUGCAGAAGAAUGGGAUUACUGUAAUGACAUGUUGUGACAGCUUUAUUGUGACAGGUGAUGAAAGAGGCCACAUCAAAUUCUAUGAUGAAAACUUCAAGGUCAUUAGCUGCUUAACUGACUUCAAUUUGGACCCCAUCACAUCCAUUUCCCUGUCUAAGGAAAUUCCUACCUUUAGCGGUAUUGCAAAUACAGAAGACUGCGUCUUGAAUACCGAACCGUUUGUCAGUAGAAAUCUUGUCCUGUCUACUGUCAGUGCAGCUGUGGUGCAUGUCAAUGCACAAAGUAGAAGUGCUCAGACUAUAAUAAAAGAACAUGCUGAGCCUCUGAAUGCAGUAGCUUGUCACCCUCAGCAUCCACUUGUAGCUAUGGGCAGCUAUAGUGGCAUCCUGAAAGUCUGGGACCUCCGGCACAAAGUGACUGUAUGCAGCAAAAUAUUCCAAACAGAUGAGCAGAUCCACUGUAUUACCUACGAUCCUCAAGGCCUUUACCUGGCUGUCGGCUUUGUCAGUGGUGUUGUGAAAGUUAUGGAUCCCUGCACUUUAGAGGAAGAAGUAGAGGGAGGCUUUAAGUACAGUCAUGACUGCAUUACCAAUCUCGCUUUCUCCCACAACUCCUCUUACCUGGCCGCUGCGGAUGCUGGGAAAGCUGUGAUGGUGUUUCACAUAUGUAAGGAAGGCAUGCAGUAUGUGUGGCAGUACCUUGGGAAACAUCGCUCUCACUACAAGCCCAUUCAGGAUCUGCUGUUUGGGGUGUACCUGGACAGCACAGAGCCACGUCUGCUCUCCUUAGGCAUGGAUCGCAGACUAGUUGAGUACGACCUGCAGAACAGCAGAAAGGACGAGUUGUUGAUCCUCAGCUCAGAACGCAUUGAGCAAAGUGCCGUGCCAACGUGCAUGGCCUGGUAUCCACCUUUAACCACAGAGAACUUCUUACUUAUCGCAUCUGACCUGAACAAACUGAAACUACUCAAUGUCACCACGAAGAUGUGCAGAAAAACUCUUCUUGGCCCCACAUAUGGUUCACCUGUAAAAAAGAUGAUAAUGCUGCCAUCCUGUAAAGAUGGGAAUCCUAAGUCACAUUACAUGGCUUAUAUAACACAGGACAAGGUUGGGGUUCAGAUUCUGCCUCUUGACGGGAACCCACACAAGUCCUCAGCACUGAUAUGCCACUCUUUAGGGGUCUCACAUCUGGCUUGUUCUCAUGAUGGAAAAUAUAUUUUCACUGCUGGUGGCAGUGACAGGACUGUCUUCUCAUGGGAGAUCAGCCAUCCUGCAUUAGAGGCAGCAGCGGCUUUGGGAGGAAAAGACCUGAUUCCCUUUUACACCCUUUUAGAAGGAGGCCGAGAUGGAGAGCUUUUUAAGGCCAUAAAGGAUUUAUUUUAUUACUGUCAGUUGCGCAGUCAGAACAUUGACUCGAUGGAAACCAGACAAGUAUCCACUAGUAUCCCUCUUUCUGAAGUUCCAUAUCUUAUCAGAGCACUUGGCUUCUACCCAACAGAGCAAGAGUUGGAAGACAUGCAAAAUGAGGUGAAAUUCAGUCGUUAUGCAGAGACAGGAAAGUAUGUAUCUGACAUUGACCUGGAGGAGUUUGUUAAGUUGUAUCUUAACCACCGGCUACCCUGUGGAAUCUCCAAGUAUGACCUCUACAAGGCUUUCCAGGUGUUGGGCGUGCCAGAUGAAAACGGCAAACCGGUUAUCACCCGAGAAGAGCUCCUAGAGUUACUCCAAGCCAGAGGUGAGCACAUGACUGAAGAGGAGCUGGCAGAAUGCUUCACAAACCUGUUGGGGUUCAGUGUGGAAGAACAGACACCUGACUCUGAGCUACUGCUGGAAAGCAACUUACCCCCAAACAUCACCAUGGACACGUUUGCCACAGACAUCCUGCGAUUCCCAUCCCAUGAGUGCUUCUGAGCUCCCUCAGAAGUACUCAUGGGAAUACUGUAUGGAAUACUGUGGUAGUUAGAGGAUGAAGCCCACCAAAAUAUCUCAUUUUCUUUUAUUGUCUUAUAUUGGAUGAUCCUGUUGUAAAUGUAAAUCAUUUGAUUAGGAGAAAGGUUUAUAGGAAAUUCCAUAUAAAUGAGAAAGGAAUAAAAUACAGCAGGGAAAUAUUAUACCAUUGAUUAUAUUGGUGUUUUUUCCUCUUAUAGCACAGUACACAUUACAUUAAAUGCAAAUACUCAUUAAUGUGAGUGCAAAAUAUACAAUAAAUACUCACAAACUAGACAGGAGAACACACCAACAUUGUGUCAACAAAUUAUAUUUAAACAUCUUAUAGCAGCAUGACCAGUAAUAACAAACAUGUCUUACAGCAGCAUUAUAGCCUUGUCUGUGAAACGAUGGUGUAGUUUUAAACGUACAAUGGUGUGGUGUUGGGAUGGGAUUCUUUUAGUUCACGUGUACAGCAGUGUUCCGAGUAAUCGUCACUUCCUGUUAUCACUCACAGUGUAGCAACAAUAAAGUUGUUCCCUCGCCA
Molecule: messenger RNA, 3883 nt
Organism: Tachysurus vachellii
Lineage: Eukaryota; Metazoa; Chordata; Actinopteri; Siluriformes; Bagridae
Gene: cfap251
Product: cilia and flagella associated protein 251
Exons: 20
Coding region: 400-3321 (973 amino acids)
Cellular component (GO): sperm flagellum
Molecular function (GO): protein binding
Source: RefSeq, a predicted model, not a curated record